AUGGCUGCGCGAGUGGCUCCAACUCUUCAGGACCCCGAAGAGCUGGUGAGUCACGCAGGCAGCACACCUCACGACCUUGCAAAGGACGGCGAUGACAAGAAGGUUUUCGUGGCUCUGCUGAGUGGCAAAGACUGUGAAUGCCUGUGGUUGCAAGACCGGACUAUCCGACAGCUGAAAGAAGAAGCUCAGCAAAAGCUGGAUAUUGCUAUAAAGCACUUGAUUGGUCACAACAUGGAGCCGUUGGAUGAAGAGAAGAUGCUCGCAGAAGAAAACGUCAUGCCUGGCACAACGCUGACGGUCGUUGCAGUAAACCAGGCAGCAGAGGAUGAGAAAGAAGCGGCAGAAUGCAACAACGACAUCUUCACGGCGGCCUACCGCGGUCACCUCGGGGGGGUCCGGCACCUCCUGCGGACGGUGCCCGGCGCCGUGGCCAGGAUUAGCAACUUGGGCCGCACCGCCCUGCACUACGCGGCGGGCGAAGGCUACGCGGAGAUGUGCCGGGUGCUGCUGGCAGCGGGGGCCGAUGUGGACGCCAGUGGCGGCGACGGUGAGACCCCGCUGCAUUGGGCGGCGGAUGACGGCCAAGUGGAGGUGGUGAACCUUCUCCUCGAGGCGAAAGCCUCCGUCACUGUGAAAGACGACAAAGGCCGGACUCCAUUGGACCAUGCACGAACACAGGGCAAGGAUGAAGUUGUGAAGAUUCUGGAGAGUGCAGCAUGA
This is a messenger RNA of Cladocopium goreaui, 720 nucleotides long. The record is from the annotation of a GenBank genome assembly. NCBI's taxonomy places the organism in Eukaryota, Dinophyceae, Suessiales, Symbiodiniaceae.